AUGGCGCACUACAAGGGGCUCCUCCUGCAGGGCGGUGACUCCAAGCGGGAGCAGUUCCGCCGCUACCUGGAGCGCUCGGGGGUGCUGGACACGCUCACUAAGGUGUUGGUAGCCUUAUAUGAAGAACCAGAGAAACCAAAUAGUGCCCUGGACUUUCUGAAGCAUCAUCUGGGAGCUUCAGCUCCUGAGAAUCCAGAAAUAGAAGCGCUUCGCUUGGAAGUGGCAGAGAUGAAAGAAAAAUAUGAAGCUGUGUUGGAAGAAAAUAAAAACCUGAAAAUAAAGCUGGCUCAGUAUGAACAGCCUCAAGAGGAGAAGCACGGGGAAUAACAGUACUUUCUCCUUAAAUGCCUUGACUUAAUAAAGGGCUUCCUGAGAAAUGCAGUCCUUUUUCUCUGUGUGUGUGUGUAAACUCUGCACAUCUACUUUGUUACCUCAUCUUAAAGAAAGAAAAAUUACAGUAUCAUGAGCGAGCAGCUGUUUUUUGUGCAGCAGCAACAGAUGAGCUCAAAGCAACUUCUUGUGUUUAAGACAAGGUGAUAGUUACGGUUAACUCAUAGAUACCUGUGCUUGCCAGCUCUGAGUGAAUUUGGCCUUGUGGUCAACGGUCCUGUGAUGCUGCUGAUAUCUCUUGGUUUUCUUUUAACUGGAUGUGACGCAGAUGGACCGGCUGUGAACUAAAGCAAGACCUCGAGAUGCAUUUGAAGUUGGCGCUUGGCAUGGAGGUCAGGCUUGGAGUGGAGCUGGUGGCGUAACUGCCUGCUCGGAGAAGCGUGAAAGGAGAGAGCACUGUUAUGUCAAGGGGUGGACAUG
Molecule: messenger RNA, 810 nt
Organism: Cuculus canorus (common cuckoo)
Lineage: Eukaryota; Metazoa; Chordata; Aves; Cuculiformes; Cuculidae
Gene: MYCBP
Product: MYC binding protein
Exons: 5
Coding region: 1-327 (108 amino acids)
Biological process (GO): regulation of DNA-templated transcription
Cellular component (GO): nucleus
Molecular function (GO): transcription coactivator activity
Source: RefSeq, a predicted model, not a curated record